CCUGUGCACCGAGGUGUGCACCUGCCGCAGUUUGGAAGGGACGGGAGCAGUAAGGAGCUGCAGAAAUUAAUUCUUUGCCACAAAUUCACUGACGAGUGACUCGCAUUAAAUCUGACGGGACAAAGUUAACAAAGAUAUAAGUUAUCAACCAUAAGUUAACUUCAGUCUAUGAAGCAAGAACUUAUAAAUAAAAUUUCAUUUAGUACCAGGCGGCUAUUACAGUAUUUGAGCUAAAAUUCGGUGAGUUAAGAUUUUCAGGGACAUAUAUGCUUGGAUUUAAAACGGUGACUCGUUUGGGUUCAGUAUGCAGGUAAUGCUUGCUCCAUUGUUGGGCGCACAAACAACACAAAAUGUUUGACAUUGCAGUUUCGAAAGCAAGUCAAGAGGACUCUGGAUAUCGCAGUGAAUUUAUAAUUGUUUUUCAUCUUCUGAUAUUCCUGAACUUAAACUGAUAAAAUCGCCUUGUGGUGCAUAUUAUGAGGAGAAAAGCAGUAAAAGCCACCUUUGCAGGACACCGUUCUAUUAUGUGGAAGAACAAGCACUUUACUUGGGCCAGAGGUUCCUGUUCCCUCCUGACACUCUUUGUGCUGAUCAGCAGAGCCAGUAUAAUUGAAGGAAAUAACCUGACGGAAAGUGACAUUUCAGAAUCAGACGGUUUCUGUAACCAUCCACCUGAGUUCCUGGCACCUUCUACAAAUGAGACUUACAAACUUUCCUUGGGAUCUUGGGUUGUGUUGAAUUGUACAGUGAAGAUACUCUACGAUCACAAGUUCAAUUUGUGUGACCCAAGUAUCCAGUGGAUUAAGGACCAGCAGGUGAUCACCAACAGUAGUAAAUACAUCCAGACUGACAAUAACAGGCUUAAUGUUUCAGAGAAGAUUCUCUCCAGCUUUCUGAAUGUCAGCUUGGCAGAUGAGGCUGAUUAUGGGACCUUCACCUGUUUCAUAAGAAAAGAAUCCAUGACCUUCACACUGGAAAAGACAGUCGUAGAUGUUGCCAGUCAUGUCCCAGCAGUACUGGGUGCCCUUUUGGUGCUUGCUGCAUUACUUCUGGUUGGAUUGCUGUACGUGAAGUGCAGACUGGAUUUGCAGCUCUGGUACAGGAACAAAUAUGGAGAGUUUGAAGUCAAUGAUGGUAAGCUGUAUGAUGCUUAUGUUUCCUACGUAUCUGCUGAUGAUGACCGGAAAUUCGUCAACUUCAUCCUGAAGCCACAUUUGGAGAACCGAUAUGGCUACAAGCUGCACUUAGAUGACAGUGAUAUCCUGCCGGGGUCAGAGCCCUCUGCAGAGCUAAUAAUGAACAUUAGUCGCUGCCGCCGUCUGAUCGUGGUAUUGAGCAAGGUGUACCUGGAGCAGGACUGGUGCAAGCUGAACUUCAGAGAAGCCCUCUGGAAUCUGCUGGAUCUCUCCAGGAAGCCCAUCUUUAUCAUGUUUGAGAACCAUUACAGAGAACUGUCUCACCCUGCCAUACAACUCCUUAAAGCGCAGAGAAAAAACAUCACUGUCCUGCUCUGGACUGCUACAUCAAUGACCCCGUCCUCUGAAUUCUGGAAAGAGUUACGAUUGCUUUUGCCUCGGAUCAUACCUCAGCGAAAUACCAUGGCUGAUCCUCAGACUCGACUCCAGGAUGAUAAGGACCCUAUGCUGAUCCUCAAUCCAGAUUACUUGGACUGCAGAUCUGACCCUGACCCUGAAGGAGACCUGGGAGUCCGGAGUCCAAUUUACAAAGGGCCACCUCCACCUGUAUCAGCCCUUCCCAGUAUGCCAAAGGCAAACCCCAGCAUGGAAUUUCCUUGUGAAAGUACAGAUAGAGAUGAAUUAGAUAUUGCAGAUCUGGGAUCUCGAAAUUAUGGAACAAGAACAGAUUUCUAUUGCCUUGUUUCUGAAGAAGAUAUUUGACUGUGGGUACUCAUUAGUACAUAACAGUAAACUAUUCUUUACAACUCCUUAAUGAUUGUUAAAACUUGUUACACAAAUUUUAUCACUCAGUAGUUGAUUUAUUGAUUAAAUCUACACAUUUUUGAAUCUUAAAUUGAUUUUUAAUUUUAUCAAUUUUCGUCUGACAUUCAUUUAUAUGAUCACAUACUCUGAUUGUAUUCCUGUUCCAUCACAAGUGUUUAUAAAGACUGGGAUUCUGCCUAGUUAAAGACAGAUUUUUGAUUGCAUUGAAACAGUAUGAAUGUUUAUUUGAAUGCGUCCAUUGUCUAAUGAAGAAAUGCAUUCCAAUGACUGAAAAUUGUAUACUGUACUACUAAGAGAAUGUCAGACUCAAUUUGCUGCACCUUGUUUAGAGAUGCCAGAAUCAUGUAUACCAGUUGUGCCUUUUCAAAUUGUGGAUUUACAUAAACAAGAGUAUAAUAGUUUAAACUUCUAUAUUGGGGAUUCUUAAGCUAACAGAAUGCAAGCAUAGACCAGAUCAAUUGGCAACUAAAAAUCAUGGUUGGUGCUGAGGUUGGAACUCUGUAAUAGUUACUAUUAACUGUUCAGCAUUUGUCUAUUGAAUUUUAAUCAUUGCUGAAUUUUCAUAGGUGAGUCAUUUUAAUUGUGGACAGAUAAAUUUCAAAGGAUAAUUUUCUAGGUACUACCAGCACAAUUAUAAAAUAAAGUGAUGAACUCCUGCCACAGAAGUGGCCACAAUCAGUUUUACUUUACUUUUUCUCUGCAAGAGCUUCAUGCAUCCCCCCCGCAGGAUAUUUUUUUGAUUCUCAGUAACCCAUUCUUUUCAGGAAUUCUCUUAAUGAUUUUAAAGUAUCUCUGGAUUUGUUUUUUUUUUAAAUGCCCUCCUUGCUUUAGUGUCUGCCAUGAACUUGUUUUCUUUACUCCCCUUACCUAACCCUCUGUGCAUCUUCUCAUGUGGAGCUGGUGGGACAGGGGGUUCUAGACUGGACUGUCCCAUCCCAUACUCUCCUUUGGGAUUAUUUCCCCCACCUCUUAAACCAUCAUGAAUGCAACUCAGACCCAGAGCAAUGAGAAGCAUUUAAACAGCUGUUUGAUUUGUACUAAAUCAUCUAUCAAAAUUUGUGCUUUGUCCUUUUCUGCAGUGAUCAUAAAUAGUAAAAAAACACUAAAUCUUAGUAACGGCUCAGUACAGCUAGAAAGACUAGACUUGCUCCUCGGUCAAAUACAACUUCAAAACAGCAUUUUACUGACUAGAUAGUUACAUGCAGAUUAAAUAUAUAUAAUUUAUGCUUUGUCUUUAAAUGUAAUCCAUGUUUAAGAACAUUUUGUAGGAAAGUACUGAAAAUAGACAUCAGCUUGCAAAUUAUGCCAUUUUGUAUCACCUCUGCCUGUACAGGAAUUCCCAUGCCCUCCGCUCAGUAAAACUGAGAUGUCAAUAUGUGCAGCUACUGCCUGACCAACUGCGUCUUACUCCACUUUUUAAAAUCAGACUUCCAGCAUUUAAAGCUCUGCACAUUCCCCUCCCGCACCCGCACCUCCCCCCCAGCACACUGGUAAUCAAACUCCUGACUGUCAGUUCCAACCACCUGAUUUUGUCAGUACAACCAGGGCUCUGACUUCAAUAAACUUAUUUCAUAGUCACCUGCAGCGCAUUUAAAUUAGCUGCUCAACAGAACUUCCACAAAUACACACAAAAUGGAGGAGGAGGAGCUCAGCAGGCCAGGCAGCAUCUAUGGAAAAGGAGUAAACAGUUGACGGUUUGGGCUGAGACACUUUUAUCAGGGCUCUUCACUGAUGGAUAGCAUGCAAGAGUAUCAUCAUAUGUUUAAGUUCAAGUUAACAAUAGCUUCAGCCAAUAUUUGGCAUGCAGGUGCCCAGUAAUGUAUCAUUAACUAUUUAGGAUCACAAGAACAAACUGCUUCGUAUAGCAGAUCACAAUUUUCUGUGCAACAUACAACAGCCCACAAUGUCUGGUGCUAAACUAAUCCCUCUGGACUGCACGUGGCCCAUUCCCCGAAAAUCCGUGUGCCGAUCUAAAAGCCACUGAAUGGCACUACUAUAUUGCAUCCACUAUGCCCCACCGGCCUUAAAUUUUAAAAGCUCUGCUCAGCCUUCUGACACUCCGGAGGAAAUAAUGCAAGUUUGUGCCACACAGCCACACCCUUUAAUCCAGGCAGUAUCCAAAUAAACCUCUUCUGAAUCUUCUCCAAAGACUCUGCAUUCUUCCCAUGUUUUAGGAUCUCGAGUUAACCUAAAGGAGGAUAUCUAGCACAUUAGCUAUAACUCGCAUCUCAAGAUGUACAUGCCUUGAUCCCACUAAUGGUUACAAAGAAUCUACAUAAUUAAACAUUCCUACUCUGGGUACAAUACUCAAACUAGCAAUGAAUUUGUACUUGCAUUUAAUACAAGAUGAGAAUGAGCAAAUGUUACAAGAUGUUUGAGGUAGCACGCACAGAACAGGUAUGAACAC
This is a messenger RNA of Mobula hypostoma (lesser devil ray), 4368 nucleotides long. It is a transcript of the gene sigirr, whose product is annotated as single immunoglobulin and toll-interleukin 1 receptor (TIR) domain. The coding region runs from base 477 to 1898 and encodes 473 amino acids. The transcript is spliced from 9 exons. Lineage: Eukaryota; Metazoa; Chordata; Chondrichthyes; Myliobatiformes; Myliobatidae. The record is from RefSeq and is a predicted model, not a curated record. Gene Ontology annotation, biological process: signal transduction.